Messenger RNA from Pundamilia nyererei, 2367 nucleotides. It is a transcript of the gene hars, whose product is annotated as histidyl-tRNA synthetase. Gene Ontology annotation, molecular function: RNA binding; histidine-tRNA ligase activity; identical protein binding. The coding region runs from base 311 to 1867 and encodes 518 amino acids. Gene Ontology annotation, biological process: histidyl-tRNA aminoacylation; mitochondrial translation. The record is from RefSeq and is a predicted model, not a curated record. Gene Ontology annotation, cellular component: cytosol; mitochondrion; cytoplasm. The transcript has 14 exons. NCBI's taxonomy places the organism in Eukaryota, Metazoa, Chordata, Actinopteri, Cichliformes, Cichlidae.
AAGCGAUUAAAAGUCAAGGGGAAGUCGUCCGGAAGUUAAAAUCAGAGAAGGCGAGCAAAGAGCAGUGAUAGGGUUGCUUACCACUUUUCUCCUGUUCUUCCUGCCUGACCUGUGGUGACCUUGGCCUGUCACACGAUUCAUCUACUUCACCGUCUGGUUAACCCAACCCUCCUGACUGGCUGCUGCGUUGGCUCUGUACAACACCACUGGAUUAUGCUGCACUCUUGAUGCACUCUGAUCUUUUUUUGGUCCUACUUUACUUUUUUUUUUUUUGGAAAUCCAUACCAUUUUCCUGCACUGUGGAAUAACCAUGCUGGGCAUGAUCUGGGUUCGUGCCUGCUCCGCUCUGGUGGGCUUUCGGGCUCCCACAUGUGUCCGAUCUCUUCACUCUUUCCCUGGGAUCACUGUGGCUCAGAUUGAUGAAGAGGUAGCUAAACUGCUGGCACUAAAGGCUCAGUUAGGAGAUGAUGGCAAAACCCAAUUUGUCCUUAAAACACCAAAGGGAACGAGAGACUACAACCCCAAACAGAUGGCCAUCAGAGAAAAAGUCUUCAACACCAUCAUCCGCUGCUUUAAACGACAUGGAGCCGAGACCAUCGACACACCUGUUUUUGAACUAAAGGAAACAUUGACGGGGAAAUAUGGAGAAGAUUCCAAGCUCAUCUAUGAUCUCAAAGACCAAGGAGGCGAGCUGCUGUCCCUCAGAUAUGACCUCACUGUACCAUUUGCCCGCUACCUGGCCAUGAACAAGAUAACCAACAUCAAGCGUUAUCACAUUGCUAAGGUCUAUCGUCGUGACAACCCAGCCAUGACCCGGGGACGUUACAGAGAGUUUUAUCAGUGUGAUUUUGACAUAGCAGGGCAAUACGACGCCAUGAUCCCAGAUGCUGAGUGUCUAAAGAUUGUACAUGAGAUCCUCAACGAGCUGGACCUCGGAGACUUUCGUAUUAAGGUGAACGACCGACGCAUCCUUGAUGGAAUGUUUGCGGUGUGUGGCGUUCCAGAUGACAAGUUCCGAACCAUCUGUUCAACGGUGGAUAAACUGGACAAGAUGUCCUGGGAGGACGUGAAGAAAGAGAUGGUGAAUGAGAAGGGCCUGUCAGAGGAGGCUGCCGACCAGAUUGGGGAGUACGUCAGCAUGCAGGGUGGAAUGGACCUGGCUGAGCGCCUCCUUCAGGACCAUAAAAUGUCUCAGAGUAAGCAGGCCUGCGCUGGCCUCUCAGACAUCAAACUGCUCUUCAAGUACCUACAGCUCUUCCAUGUCACAGACAAGGUGGUGUUUGACCUUAGUCUGGCCCGGGGUCUGGACUAUUACACUGGAGUGAUCUAUGAAGCCGUGCUGACUCAGGCAAGCGCAGUCUCAGCCGCUAAUGAAGCUCAAAACGGCGCCAAUGCAGAAGAGAGUGUGAGCGUGGGCAGCGUGGCGGGAGGGGGCCGAUACGAUGGCCUGGUGGGCAUGUUCGACCCCAAGGGGAGGAGAGUCCCCUGUGUGGGUGUCAGCAUAGGUAUCGAAAGGAUCUUCUCCAUCAUGGAGCAGAAGGCUGAGGCCUCACCGGAGAAGGUGCGCACCACAGAAGUUCAGAUCAUGGUGGCAUCUGCUCAGAAGAACCUGCUGGAGGAGAGACUGCAACUCAUCUCUGAGCUCUGGAAUGCUGGCAUCAAGGCUGAGGUGAUGUACAAAAAGAACCCCAAACUGCUGAGUCAGCUGCAGUACUGUGAGGAAGCAGGAAUCCCCCUCGUGGCUAUACUGGGAGAACAGGAGCUGAAGGAUGGAGUGGUGAAGCUGCGUGUAGUGGCAACCAGAGAGGAGGUCGAUAUAUCCAGAGCAGAUCUUAUCAGUGAGAUCAAGAGGAGAACUGAGGCUUAGCCGCUUCCUGCUUGUUUAGCCAUAAACCAGCCGCGUUAUCUCAUGGGCUCUUCAGAACCGUGUACAGAAUUCAUUCCCUGGUCCACUACAGAGCAAAGACACAGCAGCCACGUGGACUGGUGUUACACAGCAUGUGGUGCUCAUGAGCACAGCAGGAAGCUAACAGGGAACAUGUUUAAAUGAAUGAUGUUGCUUGUAAUGUGCUUUCGGGUGUGUAAAAGAUGCCUCACUCGUUGUCAUUGUUCACAUUGUUCAGUAGGGUCUCUGGUGAAGAGAUGGUAGAUGGAAAUCACACCAAAACAGUCAGUGCACUAUUUAAAAAAAUACAUAGGAGGAUAGCUGUAGUGUUUAAGACCAAGACUGAGAAAAUGUUACACAUUUGUUUUCUACAUGAAUCACGUCAUGAUUUACUGCAGUUAAAGUUCUAAGAAUGCUCCUGUCUGUAUAAAAUAUCCUGUACUGCCCAGUGUCUCAAAUAAAAAGCUUACAUUUUGCUCAAA